Molecule: messenger RNA, 2115 nt
Organism: Alnus glutinosa
Lineage: Eukaryota; Viridiplantae; Streptophyta; Magnoliopsida; Fagales; Betulaceae
Exons: 3
Coding region: 57-1589 (510 amino acids)
Molecular function (GO): protein binding
Source: RefSeq, a predicted model, not a curated record
CUCUGCUUGUGGGUUCUCUGCUUUUCCUUCAGCAGAUUGAGGGUUGAUAACUGGUUAUGGCAUUGAAGGUACUCUGUCCAAGGCUGAAGAGUUGGCAGACUUUUCAGCUUACGGUUCCUUCUUUACUCUGUCCUGCUCCAAAACCAGCCGACAGAGCUUCUUCUUCAUGGUUGAAAAUAUAUUGUGGACGCAAUAAAUCCCCUGCAUGUGGAUUAGGUUAUCAGCCCGCUCAUUUCCAGUCAUGUUAUUCUAGAGGAAGCAGUAUAAAGCGAGCUUGCAGUGCAAAUUUUGAUGAAUCCCCAGAUGAAGAAUUGUUCAAAAAGAGGUUAAAUUUUUCUGAUAAUGGCGACGAAGUUGAUAAGGAAACCAGACACAUUGAAGGUGAAGAUGGCGUCAAGUUACGGCAGACUGCAACUUUGAAGCUGGAAUCUUUGGUAUUGGAGCCUUCUUUGCUAGGUAUCCAGCCUGAGCCACCGCAGUGGCCGGAGAGAGAUGAUCAGAUUUUUCGCAUGAGCAUCGAGCAGAGAGCGAACAGGGUGGAAAUUCCCCUGUCGCUUCGCAUAAUCAAGAGGAAGCAAAAAUGGGAAGAGAGCUUGAAAGAAGCAGGGGAUUUCACUUACUGUUCUGUGAACAGGGCAUUCUCUUCAAUGGUAUUUAUGAUUCGAGAGCUUCAGAGCUACGCGUUGCAUAUAAGGGAAACUCUCUACGGUGAAGAUUUACAAGGGAUCAUUGAUAACAUGCAGAGAGAACUGAAUGCAUCAUUCGUGUGGCUCUUUCAACAGGUUUUCCCGCGGACGCCGACUCUUAUGAUUUACGUGAUGAUUCUUUUGGCUAAUUUCACGGUAUCUUCCAUGGCCGACAACAUUGUUAUUGCCACUGCUGCUGCUACACAUGAAAUAUCUUGCGCAACCAUUACGGACACUAAGAACAGGAAUCGACCCCAGUUUAAGCAUGAUUUUAGGUCGUUUUCCGAUACAUCUUCUGGUAUAGGAAAUCGUGGUGGUGGCGGCAAAGUAAGCCAUGUUUGUGAUGAGAUAUCUGAGGCUUCUUUGUUUGGGAAUAAGAAGUUGAGUGCAGAGGAAGAGACGAACUUGUGGAAAUCAGUGGUGGAGGAGGCUUCAAGGAUGCAGGCAGAGAUGAGAGGGGAGGCUCUUGAUCAUGAAACAAUGCAACGGUUUGUUUCGCCGGUGACUGUGGCGCCGGAAUCCGACGAUUAUGAGGAUUUCUUUAAGACUGAUCUCUCGUACCAGAUGGGUUUAUACCAGGACCCAAAUAAUCCUCUCCUGCUGUCUAACUAUGCCCAAUUCCUCUAUCUCGUCGCUCAUGACAAUGAUAGGGCAGAAGAGUGCUUUAAGCGUGCUGUGCUUGUAGACCCACUUGAAGCCGAAGGACUGAGUCGAUAUGCAGAAUUCUUGUGGAUGGCACGAAAGGACAUGUGGGGAGCAGAAGAGAGGUUCCAGCAGGCAAUGGCCGCUGAGCCAGGCAACCCUUUUCAUGCUUCCAAGUAUGCCAAUUUCCUUUGGAGCACCGGUGGUGAAGAGACUUGCUUCCCACUCAAUGCAUCAUCAUCAUAUGACGACUACAAUUAAGUUUUUAAUAACGCUACAAACUACAGUUUUAUCUCACCAUUAUUCUAUUUUGUUGACGUGACAGUAUCAAUCAGGUAUUAAAUUUCUUUUUUUAAAAAAAUAAAAUAAAAUAAAAUAAGAGUUGAUCCAAAGACUGAUUGAUGUUAUCACAUCAGCAGAGUCAAGAGUGUGAUAAAAGUGUAAUUUCUAGCAUUACUCAUAAGUUUUAUAACCGAGGAGGGGUCGUGUCUUUUUUGCAUAACACUAUAAUCCCGUUGUGUUAUUCAUGUUUUAUAUUUUAUUACCCCUUUCUCUACAUUACUACAUAAUUUGGUUUAUAUGUGCCCACAACUUGUUAGAAUAUUUAGGAUUUUUUUUUUAAUAGGUAUUUACUAUAGUUGUCUAUACGUACUCAAAUCUCUGGAAUUUGAUUACCUUUUGUAGCCUACCCCACUAUCCACAUUUUCCUUGUAAAUAGACCAUGCAACAACAAUCGUGUAAUCAAUAAGAUGUUGCUCUAUAGGGCACUUUUGAGUGGUGAAUAAUA